Tetrahymena thermophila SB210 is the source of this 966-nucleotide messenger RNA. RefSeq lists its product as hypothetical. The transcript is spliced from 5 exons. NCBI's taxonomy places the organism in Eukaryota, Ciliophora, Oligohymenophorea, Hymenostomatida, Tetrahymenidae. The record is from RefSeq and is a predicted model, not a curated record.
AUGAACAAAUUUAAUAUUUUUGUAUAUUACUAUAUUUCUUUAUUCUACUCUGCAUGCUUUGGAGAAGAUAGAUUUGUUAGCUACAUCAAUGGCAAUUAAGACAUGGGUGUCGUUAAAUUCAACUGCCCAGAUUCAUAAUCAGUUUAGUUUAAAAAUUAAUUCUAUGGAUCGCCUCUUGAAACGAUAUAUACUUAUAAUUUUAAUUUUGAAACAAAUAUUCCUCAUUUUUAAAAAGAAGUUAAUAUAGAUUUUAUUUUUUUCAGAAAGAAUGGAAACAAUCAAAUCACAGUUUCAUUGGAUGGAGUAAAUGAAAAUAAAUUUGAAAUAUAUUAUCCUUUCUUAAUUUAAGAAUUAUGUAAUUCAAAAUAUGGUGGGUUAAAAGAAGCUUAUAAAUAAUUCGAAUAGCUAUUAAAAUAUCGAUAAAAAUAUUAAUAAAGCGGAAACUAAAUUUAAGUAUCAGUAAAUGAAAAAAAGCAAAUGUUUAAUUUUAAAGCUCUAGUUAUUAGUUCUAUAUAAAUCAAUAUAAAUACAUGCCAUUAAACAUGUUUAAGCUGUAAUGAUUCAAGUGCCAACUCUUGCACUUCAUGCUCUUAAGAUGCUAAUUUUUAAAAUGGUAAGUGUUCUUGUAAAGAUUCAGGCUAUUUUUUCUAAGAUGGGUAGUGUGUUAAAAUUUGUAGUAAUGCCCAAGGUUAUCACUAAAAAAUAUCUUCAGAAUAAGUAUGCACUUAUAUAUAAAAUUGUUAAUCAUGGGAUAUCAAAAACUAAAAGUGUAUAAAGUGCUAAGGUUUAAUGCUGCCAUAGUUCGAUAAAUGUGUUAAUAAUUGUUCUUCAGGAUUUUAACCUGUAUUAAAUCCUGAAACGAAAUCCUAAGAAUGUCUUUUAACUGACAGAUAUAAAAACGGAACCCCUAAGGAACUUAUCUCUAAUAUUAUUAGCUUUUCAUUCAAACGAUUUUUCAGGUAUUGA